AUGGCUUAUGCCAAUAACUUACUUGACCAUCAUUGCCAGGUGAAACUAUGGAGAAUCAUAACUGAACCAUGUUUGCCAACAGCACAGAUGUUGAGCUUGCUGAUGGGGACCCUUCAUAGGCAGUUUAUAGAGAAAGAUGUGAACAGCUUAGAGGAUUUCCACAUGGCAAUUCUUGACAUCUUCAGCACCAUCAAUGCGGCAUUACCUGGUAAACACUAUGAUGUUCCUCCUCUGAAAGAUGUUGAGGCCUAUUUCAAAGAAUGGAGUUCAGCCGACGAUUCAAAUAAGAAAAGGCUGUUCAUGGAAUUAAUGCAGAACAGGCUGAAUCUUAGCAAGUUAGAUGACUCCACCAUCAUUACAGGGCUUGUAACACCUCCAGCAGCAAUGGUAGCCAAACGCGCAGGCGAGACCGUGCCCCAACUGAAAUUGAUCAAGGCAAUUCCUGAUGUCGUUUUUGUGCCAUCAGCCACAGUGCUUGCCCUUAUUUCCGUGAAACUAUCCAGGAAAAUGUUUUUAGGACAAGUAGCAUCUUGA
Molecule: messenger RNA, 534 nt
Organism: Coffea arabica (coffee)
Lineage: Eukaryota; Viridiplantae; Streptophyta; Magnoliopsida; Gentianales; Rubiaceae
Source: RefSeq, a predicted model, not a curated record